GAGAAAGCACACCUCCAGUUUGGAUCCUUGACGUUCGACCUCUUGUCGCCAACCUUUUUCACCCAACUUCGUUUCGUGAUCAUCAGCCAUCAUGUCUAAGAGAGGUCGUGGCGGUGCCGCCGGCAACAAGCUCAAGAUGACUCUCGGUCUGCCUGUUGGCGCCGUGAUGAACUGCUGCGACAACUCCGGUGCUCGCAACCUGUACAUCAUCUCCGUCAAGGGUAUCGGUGCCCGCCUGAACCGUCUUCCCGCUGCUGGUGUCGGAGACAUGGUCAUGGCCACCGUCAAGAAGGGAAAGCCCGAGCUCCGCAAGAAGGUCAUGCCCGCUGUGGUUGUCCGUCAGAGCAAGCCUUGGCGCCGCCCCGAUGGUAUCUUCCUGUACUUCGAGGACAACGCAGGAGUUAUCGUCAACGCCAAGGGUGAGAUGAAGGGUUCCGCCAUCACCGGUCCCGUCGGAAAGGAAGCUGCUGAGCUCUGGCCCCGUAUUGCCUCCAACUCCGGUGUCGUCAUGUAAAGAGAGAAAACCCGAAUUUUAAAGAAAAAGAACGAUACCAAACCUCAAAUCUGCUUGGGACCUGGAAUGCGGUGCAUAUGAGACCAUAGGAUUAAAAUGGGAGCUGGACAGGUGGUGUCCAUUUGACGAAAUCCAACUGUUUAUUUUAAAGCCGGUUUUAUCCUCCAUCUAGGUGUUUUCUCCUCCCCUCCCUUUACUGGCAG
Messenger RNA from Penicillium robsamsonii, 717 nucleotides. Its product is annotated as 60S ribosomal protein uL14. The record is from RefSeq and is a predicted model, not a curated record. The transcript has 4 exons. Gene Ontology annotation, cellular component: cytosolic large ribosomal subunit; ribosome. Gene Ontology annotation, molecular function: large ribosomal subunit rRNA binding; structural constituent of ribosome. Lineage: Eukaryota; Fungi; Ascomycota; Eurotiomycetes; Eurotiales; Aspergillaceae. Bases 92 to 514 code for a protein of 140 amino acids. Gene Ontology annotation, biological process: translation.